Mesocricetus auratus (golden hamster) is the source of this 763-nucleotide messenger RNA. RefSeq names its product nidogen-2-like. Gene Ontology annotation, biological process: cell-matrix adhesion. The annotation marks the transcript as partial. Gene Ontology annotation, cellular component: basement membrane. The record is from RefSeq and is a predicted model, not a curated record. Lineage: Eukaryota; Metazoa; Chordata; Mammalia; Rodentia; Cricetidae. The transcript is spliced from 3 exons.
CGAACUACCGCAGUCUUAGAAAACUUAAUGAGAACCAGAUGUGGUGGCCGAUGGCGAACUUUCUCAGAGUUGCUGAUUGGUCAGUGUCCAAGAGCCGUAGCCAAUCGGCGCGCUGGGCGGGCACGCAGUGCGGACUAGAGGUCCAGGUUGGAGAUCAGCAGGCAGUGUGGCCCGCAGAGAAGCGCUGACUGAAGGGUUAAGGCCGGGAGAGGCGAGCAUGUCGCGGGACCCGACAGCAGGGCGGCUAACGCCGCUGUGGCUGUGGCUGCUGCUGCUGCCGCGAGUCGGGGCUCUGCGUCCUGAUGAGCUCUUCCCGUACGGAGAGUCGCAGGGAGACCAGCUGCUGCCGCAGGGCGACGACGAAAGCUCAGCAGCCGUGAGGCUGGCGAUACCCUUACGCUUCUACGAUGCCCAGUUCAGCGACCUCUACGUGGGCACCAACGGCAUCAUCUCCACCCAGGAUUUCCCCAGGGAGACUCAGUAUGUGGAUGAUGAUUUUCCUACCGACUUCCCAGCCAUCGCCCCCUUCCUGGCUGACAUCGACACUAGUCACGGCAGGGGCCGGAUCCUGUACCGCGAGGACACCUCCCUGGCUGUGCUGGGUCUGGCGGCUCGCUACGUGCGCACAGGCUUCCCGCUGUCCGGGUCCAGCUUCACCCCCACCCACGCCUUCCUGGCCACCUGGGAGCACGUGGGCGCCUACGAGGAGGUCAGGCGCGGGGCUGCGCCCUCCGGGGAGUGUGCCCUGGGCCGGCUAGAGAAG